AUGCAUGGAAAAGAAGUUUAUGUUAGUUCAAAUAGUUGUUUUAUGGCCAAACAAAGAUACAUGCAGCAGCAGUCCAUUGAAGAUGCUAAAAUGUUUGAUAGCCAAGACGCCAAUGACGGAGACAAUCAUGUUACUAUUUUCGAAAAAUUUGUGGAACAUGGAAUGGUGAAAUAUAUUCAAAACAUUCAGUUCGUUAAUAUCAUCAGCAACCAUUUGGAACACGGUAAUGAUAAACACCGUUUCAAUCUGCAUAGAAAUGGCAUAGAUUGGUAUUGCGAAGCAGAACGAAGGGUUCACAAUGGUCGAGUCGAUUUUACGUUUCGUUUUCCUACUUUCGAAUAUUCAGAAUUUUCUUACGAUGAGUUCGAAGUAGAGUACAAUCACCGUUUUAAGCCACCGAGAGGAACUUAUCAUAGAGUGGAUGGAUGGCGCGAAUUCGAUGCACCUAAGUUUUGCCAAUACAUUUACAAUUUAAUGUCACUCACUAGAAUGCAGAGUGGCCCUUGUCGAACACGAAUCUUUGUCAACAAGUUAUACAAACGAAUCGACAUCGAUAUCAUAUUUGACAGUGCGAGUCGACAAAUUACAAUAAUAUUUGAAUAUGGCUAUCCUGCACGACCAGAUCAAAUAACACAAUAUUGGUAUUGA
Adineta ricciae is the source of this 648-nucleotide messenger RNA. The record is from the annotation of a GenBank genome assembly. Lineage: Eukaryota; Metazoa; Rotifera; Eurotatoria; Adinetida; Adinetidae.